Messenger RNA from Hylaeus volcanicus, 4883 nucleotides. RefSeq lists its product as uncharacterized. Lineage: Eukaryota; Metazoa; Arthropoda; Insecta; Hymenoptera; Colletidae. The coding region runs from base 1200 to 1871 and encodes 223 amino acids. Gene Ontology annotation, cellular component: nucleus. The record is from RefSeq and is a predicted model, not a curated record. Gene Ontology annotation, molecular function: cyclin-dependent protein serine/threonine kinase inhibitor activity. Gene Ontology annotation, biological process: regulation of cell cycle. The transcript has 2 exons.
CGCGCAACUCCGUGAGUUGCAGAGCACGCACGCACAUCGUCAGGCAUCAACAUAACUGCGCAAUCGUGUACGACCUUCCGCCGAACUUGGAACCACGCGCGUGUCUUGACAGUCGUGUGUUUGGCGGGAAGCCUCCUCUCUUGGAUUUUAUGCAACAACGGAGUCGAUUUGUCGAUUCCCAACCGUGCCAGCGAGCAGCAUAUUGGUGCUUUCGGGCCGUGUGCAAUACGUUUUCCGCAAAAUAUUUUUGUGUCGAAUGAAGAACCAAGAGUGAUAUAUUUGUUGUACGUUAUCUUGCGUGGAUGUGGUAAUUGAGACAUUCCAAGAUCACCAGAGUAUGCGAUCGAUUCGACAUUUCAACAACAUCGUCGUAAUCUUCGCGGGAACACGUCGAAACACGCUCGUCGUCUCUUUGGGAGACUCUCGCGCAAGUGCGUGCGACGUUGCCGGUUCGAUAUUCCCGCGGGCUAUAGCGAUGAAUUCGUGAGAAAAGGAAAGGAGAAGACCGAACAUUAACUCUAUCAUCGAUUCCUGGAUAUUAUUACAAUUAAUCCGACCAUCGAAUCGUGUAUCGAACUUUGAGGAAAUACCCGAUAUCGUGUUGCUGUUUCAAUAUCUUGUUUCUCGCUCUCUCGUGGUGCGCAAUAGUGUGUUUACUGUGUUGGCAAAUAUUCUUAGUGGUCGUGCACGUUUCCCUAGUGACGACACACUUACGUUCCAAAUAUUAUCCGUCGAUUGGUGGAUGCGUAUCGGAGAAAAUUAUUAUCACGGAUUAUUUGGUAUAUGCACGAGCAAGUUAACGAUCAACGUAGUGUCGAGGUGACGCUGAGCACGGCCAUUAUUCGAAAUUCGGUGGGUCGCGCCACGACAGCGUUGCCACGUCUCCGCGACCGCGAGUAUUUCAACGUUCCGUCGACGAUUCCUGGAAGAAUCAUCUUCGUAAAUGAGACGCGUAUGAACGCAUGAAAAUUGGUGCGAAAACGGACGAUUAUCGAUCGAGUGGUGUGCGCGUGUUGAAGUUUAUCGAGAGUGGUGCGGACUAGAGUGCCGGAGCGCGUUUCGAAAAUACUAACUCGUAAGAGGAAAAUCACGACUGCGCGAAGAGGAACAGAGACUGUUUCUUCGUAAAACCAUAGCGGGACUAUCGGAAACUACUGGAGGAGAACGGCGACGUUGCCGGUGAUAAAGACUGACGAAAUAUGAGCGCAAGAGUGUUGAAUCCGGUGAUGAUGACGGAAAUGAGUAGGAAUUUGGGUGGAGGACGAACGGCGCCGAGCAGAGCAGCUCUUGCUCGCGUUCGAAGAGAUCUGUUCGGACCCGUCGAUCAUGCCGCGGCUCGUGCGUUGGCAGAGAGGGAGCUUCGCGCUCAGUCCAUACUCGACGCCGAGAGAUGGGGAUUUGACUUUCAUUUGGAGAUACCAAGAGCUAAUUCGAGGUACGAGUGGGAGCUGGUUACAUCGCAGGAUGUAGUCCCCGAGCCCUAUGCCCUACGCGGUAUGCCCUACUUAAGGAAACACGCGCCUAGCUCGCCUCGAAAGCCGCGAGAGUCUUCUUCGCCCACCACGAGAUUCCUUCGUAAAGAGUCGCCGACGACUCCGAUCCUCCACAAAGCGGAAAGGACGCCACCGCAAGAACCAAGAGUGCCGCACAUCGGCCAAGUCACCGUGAACGAAAUUUUCGACUUCGACUCGGACAAGAAAAUGUACAUCGUCGAACCCACUACCCCCGUUUUAUCGACCUCCACGUCGAGGAAACAGUCCUCCAUAACCGACUUCAUGAAGAGUCGUAAACGUAGCUUAAACGGUAGCGCGAAGAGCAUGAUAGAGCCGCCAGAGAAAAUGGCCCGCAACGCGGGUCAGAUACGCAGCUAAAGAGCCUUCCCAGCUGCUUCUUCCUCCUUCAGCCUCGCUGUCCUUCUUCCAUCUCUUCGCGAGAGAGGGACCGGAACCACGAAGCAAGCCAAGCAUCACUGCCAGGAGGAACGAGAACGGCAGAAGCAAGCUCCGGCAGGAGACGCGAGGUCCGUUGGCUGUGCCAUUCACGUAGAUUUAUUCGCCAUGAAUGUAGACGAAAACGGUGGACAGAGAAAAAAAGAUUACAAGGUAGCGGCAGUUUUCGUUGCGUACACGCGUACACUUUUCGUAGCCAUGCCACGGAAAUUACAAAAAUAGUAACAACGACUACGUACGAAGGAACUGGACAAAAGGAAGAACGACACCCCACGGUUGUUGCUAUUUUCAUUUUUUCUAUUCACAAUUUUUUCUCUAAUUUUUUUUUUCUUUUUUUUUUUUCUUUCAAUACGUGUAUAUGUAAUUCAUUGUGUCGUUUAUAUUUUUUUGCAUUAGGUUAAACACAGAGUAACGAUUAGAAUAUAUUAUAUAUACAUAUGUAGAGACAGACAGAGAAAGUCACAAUUUCACGAAAUUAAUUAACGCAAUAUAUUUGUUCGUUCGAUUCUAUGGAAUGAAGCAAGGGAGGGUCGAAUUACGAUGACGAUGAUGGGGUCGUUACACCUAGUACACUUUAGACGAAAAGUGUAAGGAGACAAAAAUAUAUUAAUAUUUCUAGGAUAUAACACGUAGAUUUUAAUCGAAUCGUAGGUUUUAAGUGGAAAGUUCAUUGCGUUUCUGAUCGAAACAUCCGACGAAAGAAGGCUCGUUUUGCGUACCCUAUCCACGAAACUUUCGAAACAGAGACUGUUUCGGUUUGUAGUCCGCGGGUCUUUAUCGACUUUCCGACUUGCUGGAGAUCCGUGGGCGUUCUAAAACCGUACUAGUGAAAACAAAGCUGGAUUCGCCGAACGAAUUUCGCGGUGGUUUCGAUCGAUCGUGUCCUUGAAACGAUCGCGAAAUUAUUUGUGAUGUUAAUGUUAUGUCUGGUUAUGCUAAAAGCUAAAACACGAAAGAAUCGAAUUUUGAAAACAUUUCAUUUAUACAGUUGAGAAAAAACAAAGGAAACGCAAUCACGUUUCCGUGGUCGAGAAAGGAAACCAUUCUCUCGAUGGUCAUAAACGUGGAGGAAAGUAUGAUUUAGAUACGUAGUUGGUUACCCAUGUUCAAGCAUUGAUCUCCUGUACGACUUAAAGAAAGUACAGCCGAUGCCAAAUCACCCAGCGAUUUUUUUCUUGUAUCUCUUUUGAGAAGGAACCUUGAUCGUACUCGGCUUCUUCUAUAACCCCCCAUCCCCACCCCUCUUCACUCGCCUCACCUCUUCUUCUUUCGUCUCUCGUUGCCCCGAUUUUCAUCGAGUAUAUUGUAUAUAGGAUAUCGAAGCUUCACGAAGAUUGCAAAAUUCAGAAUUGAUGCAUCAUGUAUUGAAUGUCCUGGAAGACGUAAGUUAUAGUACAAUGAUCAGUCGUGCAGUAGUUAGACUAAUAAUUUUCAUUGAUUUGACCGGCCGGUACGACGCAAUCUUCAUUUAGUUGGUCGAUGGAUUUGCAUUUUCUUGUACAAAUUGUGACGAAGAAUCUCCCCUGCUGUUUUUAAUGUUUUACGAUCGGACCCUGGAUGUCGGCGGUACAGUGUAAAAGCCGUUGAAAGUUCUCCGAAGCUUAACGAGAUCAUCUUUUGUGCAGGUAUUAUUAGGAUGAAAUUCGCGCGAUUUACAUAACCAUUUGAUACCACUUAGCGUGUACAAAUUGUUGUUUCCGGAGGUCUUUCAACGGUUGCUUAAAUUAUGCGAGGGUGCAUCUGUAUCCGAAUUGUUUUAUAUGUUCUUAAGAAAAUUACGUAGAUUCAAAGUGCACAACACACUAUUUCGAAAACGAACCAAAACUUCCUUCGUUACUUUCUUCAUCGCGAAUGAAUUUAUGCAAAACCGUAACAUUAAUGUAAAUGUAAUUGUAUAUCUCUUUAAAUGGUAUAUUGAUUUUAUAAUGGUAGCUGUUUAUUACAAGUUUUUGUUUAUAAUAAUUUGGUUAAAGCCAUCCUCUGGAUUAAUUCCCAUUUUUUUUUUAUCUCGCACCCUGCUCCUUGGUUUAUUUCUUUCCGUUUAUCAUCUCCCCGUCUUUGAGAUUAUAAUUCAAAAAUACGACUGGUGGUUACAAAGCUAUUUUUUUCGUAGUUCACUCGCGGAGUGUGCUAUGAGCGGAUGAAUCGAUUCGUUGAGGAAUUCUAGUGGUCGUUUUUCAUACCGGUCGCGUUGUAUUCCAAGUUUCAAUGGCGCUUUCAUGGCAGCGAUACGCGUACAGCGAGAGUUUCGCGAUAAGAAAUUAAAUUAAAAUCAAAAGUUUGUACGAUGUUCGUACGAAAAAAAAUAUCACUCGCACGAUCGUUACCACUUUCGAAAGAAAUUGAUAGUCUACGGCAGACUGCUCAAAAUUAUACCUUUUCCUGCCGCUAUGAGAACGAGAAAAAACUUUAGAGAAACGCAUUGGACGACUAUGGAAUCUCGUUAGAUCUGCAGAGGUCGCGAUACAAGAAGUCUGCCGUCGUACGAACGACCGUGCCGUCUGAAACAAACGAGAAAAAAAUAGUAAAAGAGAAUAUAAAUCGUAUGUCUAUGUAACCCUGUGAUGUAUUAGUAUGAUCUCAGUAAACAUAACUUAGCGUGUACUUCGUAUUUGUAAUAAGUAGAUCUAUAUGUACGUUCCAAAUGUGACGUAAGGCCCCGGUUAAAGAGUGUGAACGAUGAUGUUUGAGCACGUGUGUAUGAUGUUUAUUUGUCCAGGUGAAUGUUGAUAAGAAAAAAAAAAAAAUGGAAAAGGCAGAGUAAAAAUACCCCAGUGCGCCUCACUUCCAGUUGGUAUUCGUGUAAGAAUUAUACAUGUAUGUAACGACAAUAUUAUUAUAUAAACCAUAAUCGUAAGAGAGUCUAAAAAAACUAACCUACAUAAGUGAAUGCCUAUGUUUAUUAAAAAAAAAGAAUUAUCUAUAAAAAAAAAA